This is a messenger RNA of Fusarium sp. VM40, 246 nucleotides long. The record is from the annotation of a GenBank genome assembly. Lineage: Eukaryota; Fungi; Ascomycota; Sordariomycetes; Hypocreales; Nectriaceae.
AUGACAACCGGCACGAAUACAGAAGUCAACCAAACUUCGAUACUGGAGCGAUAUCUGUUCUGUGAAGGACAGUCGAGUGCCCAAGGCCGCUUGGCUUCGGGUAGGCCAGCUCCAACUGUCGAAGAGAAGACCGCGGAGAUGAGCCGGCACUUAGCAGGGCUAGGCCAAGGAACAAUCGCAGUCCACCCAAAAGAACAGAUGAACAAGAUGGCUCAGGAGCUGGAUAGCCUGCUUGAAGGCAAGUAG